AUGGCGAUAAGUCAGCCCUGGCCGGUGGAGGAUGUUCGUGAGACGUUUUUCUCCUAUUUCGUGGAAAAUCAGCAUGUGCAGUUGUCAUCAACCCCGGUUAUCCCCGUAGUUGAUACCAAGGUGCCUCUUAUUCAUACAUGUUUGAACCGGUUCAAGGGGACCCUUAAUGGCAGAGGGAGUCAUCGCACCUGCUUUUCGCUGAGAUGCAUUACUGUGGGUGGUGAUGACGAUGAAGUGAUUGAUCACUUCAAAAACGACACUACUUACCAUAGAUUCACAGAAGUCCUUGGAAGUUGGUCUUUUGGGGACUACUUUAAGGAGGAAGCCAUCAGGUUAUUAUUCAGUCUUCUCAACAAGAAAUACAAGUUACCUCAGUCCAGAAUAUAUGCUUCAUACUUUAGUGGUGAUACGUCCCUUGGUUUGAGUUCAGACAAUGAGUCAAAAAAUACAUUGCAGAAAUACCUAGCGGAAGAAAGAAUCAUGCCUGCCAUGUCUAAGGCUGAUUUUUGGAUGACUGGUGAAACUGGUCCCUGUGGGCCAUGCAUUGGAUUUUUCUUCGAUUGUUCGGAUAGCAAAGAUGGUGUUGGUUCCGUAAUCAACAUAAAGGAUGGCAAAUUUAUUGAGAUAAGCCGUCUUGUUUUUGUUGAGGUUCAAUAG
This is a messenger RNA of Triticum turgidum subsp. durum (durum wheat), 657 nucleotides long. The record is from the annotation of a GenBank genome assembly. NCBI's taxonomy places the organism in Eukaryota, Viridiplantae, Streptophyta, Magnoliopsida, Poales, Poaceae.